UUUAGUAACUGGAAAUCCCUGAUUGCUCGUUGGCAUAUCAUUUGGAUCCCUCUAGAGUAACGAUUCAGAUUGAUUCCCCGUUGAAUUUCGAUUGAGGGUUCCACAACUUAAUUCUCGGGUUGAUAAUUGAUCAAUGACGGAACGCAAGAAGAUCAUCAUCGACACCGAUCCUGGCGUUGAUGAUGCCAUGGCGAUAUUCGUGGCUCUGAAAUCGCCGGAAGUUGAAGUGAUUGGACUCACCACCAUUUACGGCAAUGUCUACACUACCCUCGCCACCAGAAACGCUUUGCAUUUGCUGGAGAUCGCUGGUAGGACAGAUAUUCCUGUGGCUGAAGGAUCUCAUGUGACGAUCACUAAAGGUACAAAGCUUCGAAUUGCUGAUUUUGUCCAUGGUACGGAUGGAUUGGGAAAUCAAAACUUUCCUCCACCAGAAGGAAAACCGAUCGAGCAAUCUGCUGUAGAGUUUCUCAUUGAACAAGUGGGUCUUCACCCAGGAGAGGUCACUGUGGUAGCCUUAGGCCCCCUAACAAAUAUUGCUCUGGCUAUACAGGCAGAUCCUCGGUUUGCCAAAAAUGUAGGGCAAAUUGUUGUUCUUGGUGGUGCCUUUUCUGUAAAUGGAAAUGUGAAUCCUGCAGCUGAGGCAAAUAUCUUUGGAGAUCCUGAAGCGGCAGAUAUUGUAUUCACUAGUGGAGCUGAUGUUCUGGCUAUUGGAAUAAAUGUCACACAUCAAGUUGUUUUAACAGAUGCAGACAAAGAUAAGCUAGAAGCAUCAAAUGGAACAUUUGCUCGGUAUAUGUGCAAAAUUUUUGAUGUAUACUUCUCAUACCAUCGCGAGUCCUAUGGCACAAAAGGUGUCUAUCUUCAUGAUCCAACAACCAUUCUUGCUGCCGUCAAUCCAUCACUGAUCACCUAUGUAGAAGGUGUUGUUCGUGUUCAGACAGUUGGCAUCACUAGGGGUCUAACAUUAUUCUAUAACAAGCAGAAAAGGUUCGCGGAAGUUAAUGAAUGGUCGGAUAAACCUACAGUGAAGAUUGCAGUAACUGUUGAUGCUCCGGGCGUGCACAAAUUGCUGAUGGACAGGCUCAUGAAUUCGUAGCCGAUGGAACUUUUCGAUGCCUUGCCUGUGAUUUUAUUCAUAUUCCUAUUUGGAGAACAGAGUUGAGCUGAGUUGAGGUCAGGUAAUUUCAUAUGUUUUAGCCCGUCCAAAACUUUCUACCGAACAUUGGAGUUUACUGUGGGUAUAAAUGUGUUUAUCAGUUUAAGUCA
Messenger RNA from Andrographis paniculata, 1266 nucleotides. RefSeq names its product probable uridine nucleosidase 2. The record is from RefSeq and is a predicted model, not a curated record. Gene Ontology annotation, biological process: purine nucleoside catabolic process. Bases 134 to 1096 code for a protein of 320 amino acids. The transcript is spliced from 9 exons. NCBI's taxonomy places the organism in Eukaryota, Viridiplantae, Streptophyta, Magnoliopsida, Lamiales, Acanthaceae. Gene Ontology annotation, molecular function: purine nucleosidase activity. Gene Ontology annotation, cellular component: cytosol.